Messenger RNA from Drosophila bipectinata, 574 nucleotides. RefSeq lists its product as uncharacterized. NCBI's taxonomy places the organism in Eukaryota, Metazoa, Arthropoda, Insecta, Diptera, Drosophilidae. The record is from RefSeq and is a predicted model, not a curated record.
GGAAGCCAGCCUUGAGAUAUCUGACACACAUACAAACACUCAUAGUCUUUAUAAGGGCCCGUUCAAAAUAUGGCCUGCAAAAAAAAGACCAAGUUGUGGGAGCCCAUGCUCAUGGGGAAGGACGACAUGAAGACCACUACUCAAAGGAUGUAUGAGGAAGGAGCCAAGGGCCUUAGAUCGAUUUCGACCCAGGAAAAGAAGCUGGUCAACUUUCAAUCGUUUAACAUGGAUAAUUCCCGGUUUAGCAGCGCAAGCGAAGAUGAUCAUAUUGAGACCCCGAUGUUGUCCAGUUAUACUCGGCAGUAUUCACGACCAUACCCUCCCAGGUGCAAGCCUUUAACUCCAAAAACCGAGUCACCCGAUCCUCUAUUUAAUCGUCGACCAAAAAAUGAUUUCCAAUUUGAGACAGGAUUGGCCUUCAAAUUCCUGGACGAUCACAUGCACAACAUUUCUGAGACGCGCAAAAAAGUUAACUUCUUCCGACAAUUAAGAAACCAAUCUUUUCUUCUGUAUUAACAUGUUACUUGAAGUUGCGAAUGCAAAUUAAAAUACAUUGGCUCAAUCAAGCAAAGUA